GCAAAUGGAAGUCGUUUGGUUGGUAGAUUGAAGUUUCUAUCUAUAUGCAUUAUUGUUUAUCAAAUCAUCCCACUCUUAACAUCAUAAAUUUUCAGCUAGGUUCAGAUUCUACAGACAAAAUCUGAGAGUUAUAAGAUUUUGGGGCUUGUGAGAGAAGAAAUGAACGAUGUGGUUAGUUUGGGGGUAGGUUCUGUUGCAGGAGCUGUGGCCUCCGAGCUCCUCAAAAUCGUGAUUGAAGAGGCUAAGAUGGUGGUGUCGUUCAAAUCUGUGUAUAUGGAGCUUGCAUCCACGAUGGAGGAUGUGCUUCCAGCAAUCAUAGAGAUCGAGAUGUUGCAAGGUGCUGGAGAACUAAAGAAACUCAAGGAUAUAAUCGAUGAAGCUCUUCUACUGGUUCGGAAGUGUUCACAAGUUAAGCGGUGGAAUCUACCCUCAAAAGCUAAAUAUACAAGAAAAAUAGAGGAUAUCAACAAGAAGAUGCUCAAGUUCUGUCAGAUUCAACUUCAGCUUAUUAUGCUUCGGAACCAACGGCUGAUUAUGCAUCAAUCCGGAAUCUUUUCUUACAUGAGUAUGCCUGUGGAGGGGUCUACCAUGAUGUCUGACAUUCUGCCUGAGGAUACGAGGGAAGCCAUUGAGAGUCAUCUCAAAAGCAUCAAUAUGAAGAUCGAUGGUUUGAGUGUUUAUCCGCCUGUUUAUAGGGAUCUUUGUUCGGUCCCCAUGCUUGAUAAGGUUCUCGUUGGUUUGGAUUUGCCAUUGUUGGAGAUAAAGACGAAGCUCUUUAAGGAUGAUGAUCCAGUGGUUAGUCUUGUGGUCUCUGCUCCUCCCGGGUGCGGGAAAACCACAUUGGUCACUCAGCUUUGUCAUGAUGACGAGAUCAAAGAAAAGUUCGAGUAUAUCUUCUUUUGUGUCCUGUCAAGUGCUCCUACCUUCAGGACCAUAGUACAGAAUUUACUCCAGCACAACGGUUAUGAAGCACCUACAUUUGAGAACGAUUCUCAAGCAGCUGAUGGCUUAAGAAAUCUGCUUGAGGAACUUCAAGAAGAGGGUCCUAUAUUGUUGGUGCUGGAUGAUGUAUGCCAAGGAGCAGACUCUUUUCUUCAGAAAUUUCAGAUUAACAUACUAAAUUUCAAGAUUCUGGUGACUUCUCGGUUUGAGUUUCCGAGUUUUGGUCCCACUUGUCAUAUGAACCCUUUGGGAGAUGAAGAUGCUAAGUCCCUUCUCAUUGAGAAGGCAUCACUUCGCCACUUAUCAUUUAAGAAUGAAGAUAUUUUACAGGAAAUUUUGAAACGUUGCUAUGGAUUUCCAUUCUUAAUUGAAGAAGUUGGCGUUCGACUUGUAAAAGAAGCUGUAAGAGAGGGAGUACUACUCCGAGUGGAGAGCAAGUCUGAAGAGGAAACAACUUUUAACAAUUCUCCACAUGUAAGCAACGUCAACACAAGCUUCUGACCUAUCAAAAAGGUUUGUCCGUUGCG
Molecule: messenger RNA, 1469 nt
Organism: Brassica oleracea var. oleracea
Lineage: Eukaryota; Viridiplantae; Streptophyta; Magnoliopsida; Brassicales; Brassicaceae
Product: probable disease resistance protein At5g66900
Exons: 3
Coding region: 160-1443 (427 amino acids)
Biological process (GO): defense response to fungus
Molecular function (GO): ADP binding
Source: RefSeq, a predicted model, not a curated record